Olea europaea var. sylvestris is the source of this 599-nucleotide messenger RNA. Its product is annotated as hypersensitive-induced response protein-like protein 1. Lineage: Eukaryota; Viridiplantae; Streptophyta; Magnoliopsida; Lamiales; Oleaceae. The transcript has 2 exons. Bases 122 to 460 code for a protein of 112 amino acids. The record is from RefSeq and is a predicted model, not a curated record.
GAUUUUUCUUCUAUAGUUACUUCAUAGUUUUUCAGCUUGGGGGUUGAGAAGAAAAAUUGUUUUGUGGUUUUCAGUAAAUUAAGAUUGGGUUUAAAUUUUUUGUCCAGAAUCUGUGCAAGAAAUGGGAAAUCUAUUUUGUUGUGUAAAAGUAGACCAAUCCACGGUUGCUAUUAGGGAGCAAUUUGGCAAAUUUGACGAAGUUCUUGAGCCUGGAUGUCAUUGCCUCCCUUGGUUCCUUGGAAAACAGUUGGCUGGCCAUCUCUCCCUUCGGCUGCAGCAGUUGGACGUGCGCUGUGAGACAAAGACAAAGGACAAUGUAUUUGUCAAUGUAGUGGCAUCAAUACAGUACCGUGCCCUGGCAGACAAAGCCAGUGAUGCUUUUUACAGACUCAGUAACACCAGGAGUCAAAUGCAGGCCUAUGCCCUCGAUGGUAAGGACAUAAAACUUAACACUCGAUAACUUGAAUUCUAUGAAUUGGUGUAUGUCUAUAAAUAGUUUCUAUAUUCAUUGUUCAGCCAAACUAUUAUAUUUUGUGGACCCAAAAUGACUUCUGGUUUCUCUGUUUAUCAGUGAUAAGGGCAAGCAUCCCAAAAAUGAA